AUGAGCUUGCGACCUCGCCUGCGUGUACGCGCCCCGCUGAGCGCUCUCCGACCCUCGUUCGGCGCGCCACGCGCACGGUUAGCACGAUACAGCUCCUCAACGUCCGGAUCUGAUUCUUCUGCUUCGUCUGGGAGUCUGGUGCCAUAUCUGCUGAUAGGGUCUAUCGGGGGAGGUACUGCACUUGUGGUGAAGGAUCAACUGGAUAAAUGGGCGAAGGGACCUGCGUCAAAGUCUGACGCGCACAACGAGCCAGCGCCCCCAUCUGCAGCUGAGACGAAGGCUGAGCCCGGCAUCAAACCAUAUGCGAAUGCGGAAGAGUGCAAGGCUGCCAUUGAGGAACUGCGUGCGGCAUUACCCAGCGAAGGCGCGGUCCGGACAGACCCCAAGCUAUUACAGACAUACGGCCACUCCGACAACUCGUACCACCCGGAUUCACCCCAUGCGGUCAUUGUGCGCCCAGCGAACACAGAGGACGUGGUGAAUAUCGUGAACAUUGCGAGGAAGUACAGGAUGCCGGUCACGCCGUAUAGUGGCGCGACAAGUCUAGAAGGACACUAUGCGGGCUUCUCCACGGGCAGCAUAUGCAUUGACAUGGGUCUCAUGAACAAGAUCAUAGAGGUUCAUGAGAACGAUGCCGAUCUCGUUUGUCAGCCGGCAGCCAAGUGGGAGGACAUCAAUGCAUAUCUGAAAGAGCAGGGUUUGCCUCUCUUCUUCCCGCUUGAUCCAGGUCCGGGAGCAACGAUCGGCGGCAUGAUUGGAACGGGUUGCUCAGGAACUAACGCCGUUCGUUACGGAACCGCCAGGGCGGAGUGGUUCUUGAACCUGACAGUCGUGCUUCCGAACGGCGAAGUGAUCAAGACCAAGCAACGCGCGAGGAAAUCCUCGACGGGCUUCGACACAACCAAGCUCUUCGUUGGAGCUGAGGGUACCCUUGGCGUCGUUACCGAAGUGACGCUUCGUCUGGCCCCACUGCUUCCAACAAAGGUCGCAAUGGCCCAGUUUACAGAUGUUGGUCAUGCUGUCAGCGCCGUACAAGAGAUUUUGCAAUCUCCAUACGGUAGCCACGUUCAGUGCGUCGAGCUUCUGGACGACAACAUGAUGUCAGCUCUCAACGGGACCGGCCUACUCGAAGAUCCCCUUCCCGUUCAAGACUCGCUCUUCUUCAAGAUCCAAGGCGCACCAGAAGCCGUCGCAGCCACAGCCGACUUGAUCCAAAAGAUCGCAUCCUCGCACGGCUCGGAACGCUUCGCGUUCGCUAAGACGGACGAGGAAGCGGACUCGCUGUGGAUGAACCGCAAGUACGCGUUGAACGCGACGUUGAGCUCGAUCCCUGGCUCGCGCUGUUGGACGACGGAUGUUUGUGUUCCAGUUAGUCGGCUACCGGAACUCGUGUAUGAGACGAAGAAGGACCUUGCGAACGCUGGUAUCAAGAGCACCAUCGUCGGGCAUGUCGGUGACGGCAACUUCCACUCGCUUAUGCUGUUCCAAGACGACUCGGAACUACCAGGCAUCAAUGCCGCAUCUGACCGGCUCGUCAAGCGUGCGCUCGCGCUCGAGGGGACUUGCACCGGCGAACACGGCGUCGGUGUAGGCAAGAAGAAGUACCUCGUUAAGGAGCUCGGCCAAAGUACUGUCGAGCUCAUGUGGACGAUCAAGACUGCUGUCGACCCUCUCAACAUCAUGAACCCUGGGAAGUUGUAUCCAGAUGUCGAGAAGCGGCCAUGA
This is a messenger RNA of Peniophora sp. CBMAI 1063, 1725 nucleotides long. NCBI's taxonomy places the organism in Eukaryota, Fungi, Basidiomycota, Agaricomycetes, Russulales, Peniophoraceae. The record is from the annotation of a GenBank genome assembly.